This is a messenger RNA of Mycotypha africana, 1014 nucleotides long. RefSeq names its product scamp family-domain-containing protein. Gene Ontology annotation, cellular component: recycling endosome membrane; trans-Golgi network membrane. Gene Ontology annotation, biological process: protein transport. The transcript has 3 exons. NCBI's taxonomy places the organism in Eukaryota, Fungi, Mucoromycota, Mucoromycetes, Mucorales, Mycotyphaceae. The record is from RefSeq and is a predicted model, not a curated record. Bases 1 to 1014 code for a protein of 337 amino acids.
AUGUCGAAGCCUAAUCCUUUCGACGACCCUUCCAAUCCUUUUGAGGACCCAUCAAUAACACAUGCUCUCAAUUCAUCCAGUCCAAUUAUCGUAGAAGAACCAUCCAAUGAUAAGCAGUCAGAAGAUAUUUUCAGCGUGCCUCUUUACAGCUUUAACGACACCUCAUCUCAACAAGCGCCUACGAAUCACAGUCCAUAUAACGGACACUCUUCGUCGUCAACUGCAGCUUUCUUUGAUACGAGUAAAGAUAAUCUGAGUACUCGAGAGGAAGCUUUGAAGCGGAAAGAGCAAGAAUUAGCUGAUAAGGAAAGACAAUUAAACCAACAGCGGGAGCAACUGCAGCAACAGAGAACGAGAGGCGCCAACAACUUCCCGCCGUGCUUUCCUAUCAUGUAUCUCGAUAUUGUUGCUGAAAUACCCGAUCAACACCAACAAACUGUUCUCUGGUUUUAUAGAGAAUGGCUUUUGUUUUUGGUCACUCUGGUAUUGAAUUUCUUCGCCUCUCUGUGGACGUUAUUUUCACAUCCUGAAUCCGUGAGCAACAGCGCACCUACCAACAUGGGCGUUGCACUAACAGAAUUAUUUACACAUACAUUGGCAAGCUUUUUCUUGUGGUAUCGACCCAUCUAUAAUGCUUAUAUGAAGGAUAAUUCUCUUUAUUUCACGUUAUUCUUUCUGUUCAAUGGAUUUCAUAUUUUAUAUACCUUUUAUAUGGCAAUCGGUAUACCCUCAACUGGCGGUGCCGGUUUGAUCGUAUUGGUGACUUUAUUCCAGGAACAUUACAUUGGACCUGCUGUUCUGACUCUACUUGCUACUAUUGGCUGGCUAUCUAUGGGAAUUAUGGCAGUCAUCUUAUACAGAAAGACAUUUGUUCAUUAUAAGGCAGCAGGACAUACCUUGAAGGAAGCCAAGACAGAAGCUUAUACUCAUAUGGGACGCUCUUCAGUAGUGAGAGAAGCUGCUAUGAAUGCUGCAUGGAAAACCGCUACAUCAUCAAGUGGUAAUAGAACUUAA